Molecule: messenger RNA, 552 nt
Organism: Staurois parvus
Lineage: Eukaryota; Metazoa; Chordata; Amphibia; Anura; Ranidae
Source: the annotation of a GenBank genome assembly
UCAUCUCCUAUACUGUCCACAGUCUCUGGUCAUCCCUGUACUGUCCGCAGUCUCUGGUCAUCACUGUGCUGUCCACAGUCUCUGGUCAUCUCCUGUACUAUGUCCGCAGUCUCUUGGUCAUCCCCUGUACUGUCUGCAGUCUCUGGUCAUCUCCUGUACUGUCUGCAGUCUCUGGUCAUCUCCUGUAAUGUCUGCAGUCUCUUGGUCAUCUCCUCUACUAUGUCCGCAGUCUCUGGUCAUCCCCUGUACUGUGUCCGCAGUCUCUGGUCAUCUCCUGUACUAUGUUCGCAGUCUCUGGUCAUCCCCUGUACUAUGUCCGCAGUCUCUGGUCAUCUCCUGUACUAUGUCCGCAGUCUCAGGUCAUCUCCUGUACUAUGUCUGCAGUCUCUGGUCAUCUCCUGUACUAUGUCUGCAGUCUCAGGUCAUCUCCUGUACUAUGUCUGCAGUCUCAGGUCAUCUCCUGUACUGUGUCUGCAGUCUCUGGUCAUUUUCUGUACUAUGUCUGCAGUCCAUUGGUUCAGAAUAUAUUUUUUUUCUGGUUUUUCACCUCUA